UCUUUUCUUAGAAACCAAACUCACCUAACCACAAGAAUCCACAAGCCGACAACAGUUUGCAAGGUGAAAAUUUUUAUAAAAUAUGAAAUGUCAGAGAAAAAGUUGAAGAAAGAGCAAGCGAAGAAAGAUCUCUUAGCAAUUAUUAGGGAAAUUGCACGCGACAAAGAUGAUGACUUGAUUUUUGAUUUGGAGAAACUUCUCAAAAGAUGGGAAGCUGCUCAUCCUGGCAAGUUUAAAGACUUCGGGCUUGGCCAUGCGAAGCUAACAGGUUUCCUAAGAGAUGAAUGCAAUGUAGAACACAUUGAUGGCACAGAGUACAAGAUUGUUCAGAACAAAUCUAAAUCUGAAAAUGAAGCUCUUUGUCCAAGGCCUGUUCAGGAGAGCCAAAUAUUGUUCGAUAGCACUGCCGCACUGGAGGAAGAUGAUGUCACAGUUUGUGAGGCUAGGCCCGAAGAUGACCAAACAACUUCCCCGAAACCUGCAAUUGCUCUAAAUGAUUUGAAACAUGAAGUACUCACUGUCCUUCAAAAUUUUAUUUUGCAUGGAAAGAAAAAGCGUAGAAGAAGCUUUUUUACGAUCGAAGAACUUUCUUUGGCGUGGCAAGAGAAAAACCCUGGUCCGUUCAAGAAAUACGGAUACGGCCAUUUUAAAUCGUUUCUUGAAUGUCACUGUAAUUUUAGGAGACCGUCGGAUUGUAAACAGCGCGAUAAGUUUCAAAUUUCUUUGCAAGAUGUAGAAACAGAGCUAAAGAAUAUUCAAAUUUUUCGAGGAAAUGUUGUGAGUAACGCCAGUAAAAGCAACAAAAAACAAAAAAAGCUAGAAGUUAACGAAAUUUCCCCGGUUGGCUGGACAGGCAUUCAACACGGCGUUGACGGGAGCUCCCAAUCUCCACAACCUCAGGCAGUUAUUUUUCAAACAGAUAAAGUAUCUAGUUUCACUGAGACUAUUGCCUUGCCCUGCAAUGCCUCCAAUGCAAGUGUUUCAGCUCCACCCCAAGAAGUAGACAAUGCAUGUCAUUCAACCAAAGAAAGUGGCCAAAAUGAAGUUGUAGACCAGGAUACCCAGCAAUCAACAGUAUCAUUGGAGAGCACAAUUUCACAGUCAGAGAAGUACUUCUUUCAAGUUGUAACAGUUCUUUACAAAUCUGGUCUGGAAGGACUUCGUCGUCUUUUUAUGAAGAUACAUCCGACCUGGAAGAAUAGCAUGCAAGACAUUCAGAGUUUCAACAAGGGUCAACUAAGAUUGGACAGUCACGAGACUCGGAAGUUUAAAUCUGGUGAUAUAGGCAGUUGGGACAUAACGUUGAUGGCAAAAGUACUGCUGUAUUCUGACCUUGCAGUGUCAGCAUUGCAGAAUGACCAAAUAGACGCAGUGAAAAAAAUAAGGGAAAUAAAAAACACUAUCCUGUCACAUCAUGAUAGCAACGAAUUGACAAAAAGCGAGUUUGAAAAAAUAAUGAAAGAACUGAAACCAGCAAUAGUGCAAGUCGGAAUCAUCGAAGAAGAAUUUGAGACAACGUUGAGGAAUGCCGAUUUGAACAAAGAUAACUUAUACUACAAAAUGUUUCUUGAAGAACUUAGGCAGAACAAGAAAAUCACGGAAGAGAUUUCCGAAGGUAUCCAUGAAAUAAUAAGAAACUUGGAAAAAAUCAACCAAGGUGUUAUCAAACAAAGUGAAAUCCCAGAGUUUCUUAAGAAGCACAAUCCGAACAGUUGGACUCAGUGGCUAGAGAUAAAAAAACAUUUGAAAAAUUUUGACACUGACAACAAUCAAUAUAUAUUGGUUACUGACAGAAUCCCGUCAUUGGAUGAAGAGCAAGCAAAAAUUUUGGCUAAUGUUCCCUGGAAGUUAGUUCUAGAUCUGGAUCCAGACUCUGACAUCCGUGGAUUUCUAACUCAGUUCACCCCGGGUGAGACAAAAGGAGGUAUGAUUGAAACUUAUACCCCAAGUAACCUAAAAGAAGUUAACAACGAAAGCCUUUUGGACAACAAACGGAUGCAUUGGCUUUUUGUAAAUGGUAGGAAUUUGGAGUCAAAUCCAGCGAGCCAAAGGGACUUGCGUUUGUCCAAUCAAGACAUGCCAAUGCAAUCAAUUAAGGAUUGGAAGAAAAAUUACAAAACUCCGAUCGAGGAUUUUAUCAAAAGUUGUUGCAAAAGUUUAGACAGCAUGAAACCGACAUUUUGUGUUGUUCUAGAUAUCCAGAGAGGUGUUUCCACUCAGAUUGCCCAAAUUAUUGUCGAGAAAUUGGAUGAAAGAUUCAUUUAUGGUGGGUUCGCAAUGAGCUACCUAUCUUUUGCGCCUGAAAUUGAUAUAGAUGACCUUCCUAAUGCAGAAUUUUCAAGUCUACCUCUCAAUCUAUUUGUGACUGGUGUUUCUAGCCUCCUUGGUUGUUUUGAUGACAAAUAUCAGUUGCCCUCCAGUCAAGUUCAUUUGCCUGUCUCUUUGUCCAAGCAAUACAACUUCCUCACUGAAUACCUCGAAAUCAUGUACAGAGGCUGCGAAGAUAUACCAGAUGAACUGUCAGACGACGAUAAAGAAAAAUUCAAAAACAAGCAUUUGAAAUCAUUCCUUGCUGGCAAUGUUAUCACUUUCCCAAGCCUUUAUUUCCGUCAUGAUGCCACAAGAAACAUUACCACCGAGAUCAUUAAUUACAUCAGGUCUCUCCAAUCAAAGGUCUCCAAAUCACAGAUUGUUCAGAUAACGCAUGCUCCCGGUAGUGGUGGUACAACCGUUGCUCGAAGGGUCUUGUGGGAUCUUCAUACAACUGUUCCUUGUGCAGUCGUGAAGAUGGAAUACGCCCCUGAAAGCUUUGGUCCCGACUCAGAUGGGGAAAAAUAUCUUAUCAGCCUUUGUGAUAGGAUCUCCUUCCUUGAAGAUCGUUGUAGAAUACCUCCAGUCAUUCUAGUAGAUGGAAGUUCAAGAGUAGCACGCAUCUUGUCAGAUUGUGUUGUAAGGAAAAUGGAAGGACGAGCAAUUAUUCUUCGAUGUUCCAACUACCAGUCAGGUUCGGAAUCGGAGGACAGCUACUUUCAAAGCCACAGUCAAUUCAAGAUAAAUCCCGAAUUAAAAAACGACGAUGCAGAUUAUUCAGAAUUUAAGCAGAAGUAUGAUGAUUACAGUAAACGCUUUCCAAAUAAUUUGCCUGGAGCAGCAAAAGUCUCUAGAGUAUUCCAUUUCCCAAUGAUGGUAAUGCUUGGUGAGUUUAUAAAGCUAGAUGAGAUCGUGCAACAAUCUUUGGAUAUCGUGAAAAAGAAAAGUCCUGUAGAAUACGAGGUCGCAAUUUUGGUAGCAUUUUUGCAGGGACACUCAACAUUUUCCACACCUGCAUCCCUUCUUGCAAAGUAUUUCGAGAAGAAAAGUCAAACAUAUGAAGAAAUUGCGGGUAAUUUUUCUGCAAAUCUGAUAAAUUUAAUGGUUCCUGAGAAGGCACCCACAAAAGAGAAGUUCAUAGGUUACAGAGAUUCGCUGUGGGACAGUUCUGAUGACGAUAGAAGUGUCAUAUCUAUUGAUGAUGCCAGUGAAAUCGAUGAUCGAAAGCAGUCUAAGCGGAUAAUAAAAUCAUAUUCCUUUCAACAUUUAAAGAUUGCCAAUUUAGUGAUGAAGCACUCAGGACGAAGUUUAGCUGAAAUAACUGAAGACUUUAUACAUACAAAGGUUCUUGAAAGUUAUAAAGGAAAUAAAGACUACAAGUAUUUGAUAGAUAAUCUUUUCUUGUAUAAUAAGGAAAACAGUGAAGAGCAUUUUUCAAACUUAGUUCUAAAGCUUGACAAAAUUCCGAAUGGAGGGAGGAUACUGGAAGAUGCUGCGAAACAAACCAAAGACGUUACAUUUUAUUCACACGUAGCAAGAUUUUUUGCAUACAAGGGGAAGUUCCAAAAAGCAAGGGAACUCAUAAAAGAAGGAUUCUCUGCAGAAAAGAAUGCACCUGUUGAAAAAAAGCGAGGCGUUCACAACACUGAAGGAUACAUUGUGUUAAAGUGUAUGAAGAAAAAAAAGGAAGCUAAAAUAGAGAAUAUCGAGAACCUUAAAAGCUACGCAAAAGAGGCCUUAGACCUCUUCAGGAAAGCAAGAGAUAACCCACCAAGGGUUUACCCCAAUCCAUUGCUUGGAGAAGUUAACGUUUGGCAGUUUUGUCUUGAAUGGAUCAUAAAGGUUAAUGACUCUAAUGUGGAACAAGCAUUGAAGUUCAUUCUCCAGGACGAUUUCUUCAGCCCUUCUAUCAGUGAAUGCAUCUCGUUGCUGGAUGAAGUAGAUCAGAUAGUUCUAACAGUGCCAAGUUUGAUAGAUCCUGCACGCACCCGCCAUUUAGCUAAUGAUGCAAGAAUGGCACUUACGCAGUCGAUCGGAAGGUCGUUUAACAGUAAAAGGAAGACAUAUCGUGCUGUGAAUGUACAAUUACUGUGUAAAGAAAUCACUGAAAAGUACUUCCGAAGUGCAUCCGAAAGGGAGAUCAUUCGCCUGCGAGUGUUGUGGCUUUUCGAGCAGACAGAACGGAAACUUUAUUGCCUUGAGAGACUUGAGCGCCAAAAUUUGUAUGAUUGGUUGUGGAAGCUCGUUAAAGAUUACAACAUGUGGGUUCACACUCGUGAUCUUAUGGAUGCUGCUGCGAUCCAACCUAAGCCCCCCUUUUUAAUAGAUGACGCAUUGUCAUUGGUGAAUGAUUGGCAAAGAAAUAUACCAAAUGAUCCAUUGAGCUACUUCUUCAAAUAUAUUUUUUGUUUUCUCCUUGUCUGUAAUGGGGAAGUAUUCGACUAUAGAGCAAUAUAUGAAGAUGCGAAGGAAACAUGCUCUAAAAAAACCCAUAGCAACCCUAGAAAGAUUUGGCAGCAGUAUUAUUUAGGAAAAGAAGGCGAGAAAGGCAGCAUUUGCACAGUUCUGUCAAGAUCAGUUCUUGAGAGUAAAUAUGUUGAGAAAGACAAACCUAAGAAUUCAAGAAAUGAUGACGCAAAUGAACAUCGUCGCCACGAAGACCUACUGGACACGACAUUUUGGGAAACGCAUUGCAGGAAAUAUCUUCUCGAAUGCAAAGGCAGAAUCUAUCUGAGUCCUUCGACACCCAGAGGAAGAAGACAUCCUUACAUUAUGAUGGAGCCCGGAAACUUGAAAAUAGGGGUGCCCAGAAAUGAAACUGGUAUUCCAGAUCUUGAUUAUAGACCAGACUCGCGCGUUUCUUUUGUUGUUUGCUUCACUUUGGCUGGACCAAAAGCACGUGGAAUUCUUUUUCUCGAUGAUUCUCAACAGAGGGGAACCAAUGCCAGAUAUAAGAGACAGGGAAGCAGAAAUGAGAAAUCAAAGAACUGACUCAAAUCUGUUAUGUCGAUAAACUUAUUAUUAGUUCAAAAGGGAUGCCGUCCCUAGGCUGUAUAACAUGAAGGGUUUUAACCAGGAUAUUAAGCUUAAGAUUUCACAAACCUAGAGUCAAAGCUGUAUUAUGAAGUCUUUUGCAGCUUUUGGAGAACUUCUCGAUUUUGUUGUUUUUAACAAAUAGUUAUAAGAGAAUAUGAUGUUCCACAUAUAUAUUUGAUAAUCUGUUUAUAUUUGAUCAGGUAAUAAUUUAAAUCACAGUUGAGUAAACAAUAUGAACAAUAUCUUCAUUUGCCAAGUGGUACAUAUGGAAGAUAAUAUACUGGACCGUAGAGAACAUGUUAAACAUUUAUUUAAAUGGUUGCAAGGUGGAGAGAAGCAAGUUGUAUCUGUCUAGAACCUUUAAAAGCAGUCGCAGUUAAUAAAUGCCCUUUUGUUGUUGGAAUGAGGAACGUUGGUUUUAUGUUUUCAUGUUGUUCUAGUCUUUUCGCUAGGAAGUUUAGUUUGGAUUGGUAAAUACCUACCACGAACUUUAAAAUAGAUAUAAUGUAUAUCUCAAUAUUUAGACAUGUUGGAUUAC
Molecule: messenger RNA, 5884 nt
Organism: Rhopilema esculentum
Lineage: Eukaryota; Metazoa; Cnidaria; Scyphozoa; Rhizostomeae; Rhizostomatidae
Cellular component (GO): cytoplasm
Source: RefSeq, a predicted model, not a curated record